AAAAGAGGAAUCAAUGUUUGUAAAUAUCAAUAAGAUAUCCAGUCUUCAGGACGCUAAUGUAAGAAGUCCUAUUCCUAUUCGUGUGGAAACUGCCCAGCCAGCUGCGGAAAAGCCGGAAAUCAAGCCUCCCCGAGUGAGGAAGUUAACAAGACAGUAUAGUUUUAACCGCAGUGAUGAAGACGACCUCCCUCCAGACCUGGCCGAGGCAGUGGGAGUGACCACAGCUACAACCACAAACACCACAACUGCCGCCACACAAGUCUCCGUGCCACUGCCGUCUCCCAAGGUCCAGAAUGUCAGCUCGCCUCACAAGUCAGAAGGCAAAGGCCAGCUGUCCCCCGGGGCCAAGAGCCCCUCUGACCGAGGAGGUGCCUUUACCCUGGAGCCGGGUGAUCUUCUGAUGGAUUUCACAGAAGCCACUCCUCUGAUAAAAACAUUCCCGGCUGAUACAAUGAACCCGUUUCCUGAUACUUUCACCACAGGGCCACAGUUUACUGCAGACUUCAGAGACAGUAAAUUACAGUGUUGUCCUGGCCCGUCUUCCCCGCUGAUCCCAGCAGCGACCCUGAGGCCUUUGACAGAGACCGUCUCCACAGUGCAGACCAUUUAUACCACCCGGAAACCUGUUUCUCUGGCAGCCAGUGCGGAGACACUCCGGCAGGAACUGGAGAGAGAGAAAAUGAUGAAAAGACUAUUGAUGACCGAACUGUGAAAUUCUCCCCUUGUCACCUGGAAGAUGGCAUGGUGCCUUCUGUCCGUCUUCUUUCUUCGGGCUUUGUGUGCUCACUCUAGCACAACAUACAAAUGUGUGCUCUGUUCGCCCAGGUCUCCAUGGUUAGUUGAAGCCAAUUUCUGGCUUGACUUUUAAGGGAAAAGUUAUUUUAU
Rhinopithecus roxellana (golden snub-nosed monkey) is the source of this 885-nucleotide messenger RNA. Its product is annotated as band 4.1-like protein 4B. The record is from RefSeq and is a predicted model, not a curated record. Bases 14 to 712 code for a protein of 232 amino acids. Lineage: Eukaryota; Metazoa; Chordata; Mammalia; Primates; Cercopithecidae. The transcript has 7 exons.